Messenger RNA from Dioscorea cayenensis subsp. rotundata (Guinea yam), 1174 nucleotides. Its product is annotated as proteasome subunit beta type-7-A-like. The coding region runs from base 105 to 935 and encodes 276 amino acids. Gene Ontology annotation, molecular function: threonine-type endopeptidase activity. NCBI's taxonomy places the organism in Eukaryota, Viridiplantae, Streptophyta, Magnoliopsida, Dioscoreales, Dioscoreaceae. The transcript has 9 exons. Gene Ontology annotation, cellular component: proteasome core complex. The record is from RefSeq and is a predicted model, not a curated record.
GUUUUUUUUUUUCUCCCCUUUUUCUAUCGCUCUCUCACUUCUCUCUUGCUCCUUCGAAGAAUCGAAACCCUUGGCCAAGCUCUCGUCAAUCUUCUCCAGAUCGAAUGGCAAAAGUUGAUGCAGAUCUCCCGCCGAAGGGUGGGUUCAGCUUCGAUUUGUGUCGGAGGAAUGAAAUGCUUGUGAAGAAAGGAGUCACUCUCCCAGGCUUCAGGAAGACUGGAACUACCAUUGUGGGUUUGGUUUUUCAGGAUGGUGUUGUUCUUGGAGCCGAUACUAGGGCAACUGAAGGACCAAUAGUUGCUGAUAAGAAUUGUGAGAAGAUUCACUAUAUGGCACCAAAUAUAUAUUGUUGUGGUGCAGGAACUGCUGCUGACACUGAGGCAGUAACAGAUAUGGUCAGCUCUCAGCUACAGCUGCACCGCUAUUCAACAGGACGAGAAUCAAGGGUUGUUACUGCCCUUACCCUUUUGAAGUCUCACCUUUUCAGCUAUCAAGGUUACGUAAGUGCUGCACUGGUCCUUGGUGGAGUUGAUGUUACAGGACCUCAUCUUCAUACAGUCUAUCCUCAUGGUUCCACUGAUACACUUCCAUUUGCAACAAUGGGCUCUGGAUCUCUAGCCGCGAUGGCAGUAUUUGAGUCAAAAUACAGAGAAGGGCUUACUAGAGAGGAGGGAAUAAACCUGGUGGCUGAGGCAAUAUGCUCCGGCAUAUUCAAUGAUUUAGGCAGUGGCAGCAAUGUUGAUGUUUGUGUGAUAACAAAGGGCAAAACCGAGUAUUUGAGGAAUCAUCUUUUACCAAAUCCAAGGACCUAUGUGAGUUCAAAAGGCUACUCAUUUGUCAAGGGGCACACUGAGGUUCUGUCCACCAAGAUCAUUCCACUGACAGAGAAGGAGAAGGUGGAAGUAGCAGCAGAAGGUGAUGCCAUGGAAGAGUGAGGAAAUCUCUGUAUGGAAAAGCAGCCAGGCCGGUUGGUUCUUACACUUCUCAACUUGAAAAAACUGUCGAAUUUAGAAUUUCAUCAUUCCUGUCUUGUUACAUCUCAAACAAGCUCCGAAAGAACAUCAUAUUAUUGAUUUAAGGUCUCUGAUCUGUGUGACUUGGCCAUCUAUUCUGUUUUGAGAUGCUAAAAAUUGAUUUCUUUGAGGAAUUAUAAUGAGUGUUUUUAUUGGUUUUA